CAUUCCAGUUUGAUAGCUGUAUUCAUCUACAACUCCACUGCGCACCUCUGCUGCUGUCAGUUAUGGCCAGCAGUUCACUCUUUGUUGUUUCUAUUGAUUUUGGCACGUCCUACAGUGGGUACUGUUUUUCCCUCGCUUCAGGCACAGACCAAAUCCGCCAGGUGUUCUGGGGAAUGGAGCAUGGGUACAAGACCCCGAAGACGCCCACUUGCAUCCUGUUUGACCAGAAUCAGGAGUUCAAGAAAUUUGGCUAUGAUGCUGUGAUGAAGUACAAGAACUUGCCACCCAACGAAGCUCACCAGUGGUACUUCUUCCAGAACUUCAAGAUGAGCCUGUACAACACGAAAGUCACUUCUAACAUGAGGCUGGAAGCCAGCAAUGGAAAGACCCUUCCUGCCCUGUUGGUCUUUGCUGAAAGUCUGCGCUACAUGGAGCAACAUGCCCUGAAGACUAUCCAGGAGGCCUCUUUCAAUACCGUCUGUGACCCCGAGGAGAUCACCUGGGUUAUUACUGUCCCAGCCAUAUGGAGUGCAGCUGCCAAGCAGUUCAUGCGGCUGGCAGCAAAGGAGGCAGGACUUAUCUCUGACAUGACUUCUGAGAAGCUGAUUAUUGCCCUGGAGCCAGAGGCUGCAUCACUCUGGUGCAAACAGCUUCCACAGGAAGGGUUUCUUGCAGAGGGCAGUGACAAGAGAAAGUUUGAGGACUCGCCUGGGAUCCAAUAUAUUGUUGUUGACUGCGGAGGUGGUACAGUAGACAUCACAGUACAUGAGGUCCAAGAGAACCGUUGCCUGAAGGAGUUACACAAGGCAUCUGGAGGUGGAUGGGGAGGCAACAGAGUGGAUGAAAACUUCAGUGCAUUCUUCAGGGAGAUAUUUGAUGAUGGUGUAUGGGAUGAAUAUGUAAAGAGCUACCCUACUGAAUUGCAACAGAUGAUGUACAACUUCAAUUUCCAGAAAUGCUCUGCUGAGAGGGAGGCAGUCUAUUUGCACUGCUACUACAAAUUGACUAGACUUGCAGAAAAAAAGAAGGACAUCUCCCACUUCUUCAAAAAAGUAAAAGGAGCCAUGUGGUGUGAUGGGAUGAUCAUGAUUACCUAUGAGAAAAUGAAAAGCUUUUUUGAAUAUAGUAUCAAAAAUAUUAUUGCUGCUUUGAGAGAAAUCCUUGGCAAGCCUGAGAUGGCCAAGGUCCAGUACAUUUUGCUUGUGGGAGGCUUCGCAUCUAGCGUCAUCUUGAGAGAUGAGGUCAAGCAGGCUUUUAGUGAGAAGUAUCAUAUAUUUUGUCCAGUGGAGCCCCAGCUUGCCGUUGUGAAAGGGGCUGUUUUAUUUGGGAUCAAUCCAGAAAUUGUUACCUCAAGAAUCAGUGCUCGGACAUAUGGGGUAAAGGUAUGUAGGGCGUUUGAUGCAGCUAUCCAUGACAUUCGUAAACGAAGAGUCUCGAAAGCUGAUGGCUAUGUCUAUUGCACAGGUCUCUUCCAGAAAUUGGUGGGAAUUGGGGAAUCAGUGAAUAUAAAUGAAGUUGCCCAAUAUAUUUUCACACCAGUAGAACCAGAUCAGACAAGUACAUUGUUUGCUUUCUAUUCCACAGAAAAGCAGGAUGUUCAGUAUGUAGAUGAGGAAGGGCUGGAACUGCUUGGUUCAUGCACAGUACCAAUGCCAAACACAGAGCUGGGGAGGAAACGCAAACUGAAUCUGGAUAUUAAGUUUGGGCUUACUGAAUUUAAAGCCACAGCUACUGACGUUACUUCCAAUCAGAGUCGGACAGUUAUGAUAGAUUUUUUAUCAGUGUGAAUACUUGAGUCUUAGAGCAGCAUGGCCUACAUGGGAGGUGCCAAUCACCAUGAUGGAAAGGCAAAUGGACCACGAAGUCCAUCAUCCAUCCUUCUCACACAAGUAAACGGUUUGCAGUUCUGAUUCCCUGGUUCCUUCCUUUCUGACAUACCACCAGUACAGUCACCUGCACCUUGUCAGUAUGUGAUAUAAUGCGUCUCGACUAGUGUCUAACUCUCACAAGUACCAGCCCAUACCUGUUUCUUUUAGCCUAAGAUCUUUCAGCUACAUACUAGAAUCAUCAUCAUAGAAUAACCAUAGAAUGGCUUGGGUUGAAAGGGACUCCAAGGAUUAUCAAGUUCCAAGCCUCCUGCCACUGGCAGGGCCACCAACCUCCAAAUCUGGCACUAGACCAGGUUGCCCAGGGCCCCAUCCAACCUGGUCUUGAACACCUUUAGAGGCAGAACAUACACAGCCUCUCUGGGCAGCCUGUUCCAGCAGCUCACCACUCUCUAUAAAGAACUCCCACCUGACAUCCAAUCUAAACCUUCUCUCCUUAAGCUUAAAACCAUUCCCCCUUGUCCUAUCACUGUCUACCCUCAUAAAAAGUUGAUUCCUCUCCUGUUCAUAAUCCCCUUUUAAAUACUGGAAGUCUGCAACGAGGUCUUCUUGCAGCCUUCUUUCCUCCAGACUGAACAAGCCCAGCUCCCUUAGCCUGUCUUUUUAGUAGAGGUGCUCCAGCACUCUCAUCAUCUUUGUGGCCUCCUCUGGACCCUCUCCAACAGUUCUACAUCUUUCCUGUACUGGGGGCCCCAGACCUGGAUGCAGUACUCCAGAGGGAGCCUCACAAGGGCGGAGUAGAGAAGGACAAUCACCUCCCUGUCCCUGCCGGCCGUCCCUCUUCUGAUGGAGCCCAGGAUACCACUGGCCUUCAGAGCUGCAAGAAUACACUGCUGGCUGAUGUUCUUUUUCAUCCACAAGGACUCCCAGGUCCUUCUCUGCAGGGCUAAUCUCAAGGAGCUCUUUCCCCAGUCUGCAUAUGUAUCUGGGAUUACGCCGACCCAAUUGCAAAACCUUGCACUUUCCUACACUGAAUCUCAUUAGGUUCAGUUGGGCCCACCUUUCGAGUUUGUUGAGGUUCCUCUUGAUGGCAUCCCUUCCUUCUGAUGUGCCAACUGCACCACUCAGCUUGGUGUCAUCAGCUAACUUGCUGAGGGUGCAUUCAAGUCCAUCAUCAGUGUCAUUGAUGAAGAUGUUGAAGAGCACUGGUCCUAAGACCGACCCUGGGGGACACCGCUCAUCAUUGGCCUCCACCUGGACAUAGUGCCAUUCACCACAACCCUCUGUCUACGGCCUUCCAACUAAUUCCUUAUCUACUGAAUAGUCCACCCCUCAAAUCUGCAUCUCUUUAAUUCAGAGAUAAGGAUGUGGUGGGUGACAGUGUCAAAGGCCUUGCACAUUUCCAGGUAGAUGUCAUAGGUCGCCUUCCCUUUGUCCACUGAUGUUGUCACUCAAUCACAGAAGGCCACCAGAUUGGUCAGGCAUGACCUUCCCUUGGUGAAGCCACGCUGACUGUCUUGGAUCACCCACUUAUCCCUCAUGCACCUUAACAUGUCUUGUAGGUGAGGCUCAUUGACCUGUAGUUCCCUGGGUCCUCUCUCCUCCCUUUCUUGUAAAUGGGAGUAAUGUUUCCCUUUUUUCAGUCGCUGGAGGCUUCACCUGACAGCCACAACUUUUCAAAUAUGAUGGAGAGAAGCUCAGCAACCACAUCAGCCAGCUCCUUUAGGACACUGGGUUGCAUACCAUUGAGCCCCAUAUACUUGUAUACAUUCAGCCUCAUGACAUGGUCUCAGACUUGUUUUUCUCUUAGUUUGCUAUGUGCUCUCUUUUCAGAGCUUAACUCUGUUCUCAGGCCUCUUCAUAAAGCUUAACUCUGCUGGGAGUGUCAUUAAAGGUAUUUUAGUUUUCUUCAGAGUACCUCUUAGAAAUGCAUUGUGUACAACUAAAAGGCUCUUGUCCCAGUCAAAGUUACUGUGUGUAGCAGGAAUUCAAUAAAGUCUGGACACUUGUAUCCAAAA
Molecule: messenger RNA, 3844 nt
Organism: Gallus gallus (chicken)
Lineage: Eukaryota; Metazoa; Chordata; Aves; Galliformes; Phasianidae
Product: heat shock 70 kDa protein 12A-like
Exons: 4
Coding region: 63-1787 (574 amino acids)
Source: RefSeq, a predicted model, not a curated record